AUGGUCUGUCUUUUGGAAACUAUGAUUUCUGUAGAUAAAGUUGCUCAAAAGCUAGCCUCUUUGCCUUUUUUGGUUUGUUGUGGUAUUGAUGCUGUAGGUUUAAGUGGUGGGUUGUUUAUAUGCUGGUUUUCUCCAUUAGGAGUAGUUCCUGUUUAUAGUUCUCAGAAUGUAUAUUUAUGUAAAUUAGUUCAAGGAGAUGAAAUAAAAUAUGUGAUGUUUGUGUAUGGCUCGCCUCAUGUUGCUAAUCGCUUGGAUAUUUGGUACUUGAUUAGUAAUAUUUUGGAGUCCAUUCCAAAUGUAGUUAUUAUUGGGGAUUUUAAUCAAGUUGAAUAUAGUUCGGAUAAACUUGGAGGGAAUUUUUCUAUUCCAGGCCAAUUGGAUUUUAUGAACUGGCGUCUUGGUUUGAAUUUAAUAGAUGUCCCUUUCACUGGUCCUCGUUAUACCUGGACUAAUAACAGAUUGGAUUCAGAUCCUAUUUUUGAACGUUUAGAUCGAGCUUAUGGUUCUUCUACUUGGUUUCUAAACUAUCCAGACACCAAUCUUAUUCACCAACCUAUUUUAUUUUCGGACCACGCAGCUAUCAUUUUGUCUGAUACGGCGAAUCCUGAUCCGAUUAAGCGUCCUUAUAGGAUAGAAAAUUGGUGUUUGUCUGCUGUAGAGGUUCAUCACAUCAUCACUUCCGUACUCUCCUUGUUCUUUCCGGGUUCUCCUAUGUAUGCUCUCUCUCGGAAACUUUCAGUUUCUAGAGAUCGUCUUCUAGCUUGGUGUAUUUCACAUAAAAAAGUCUGGGGUAUAAAUUGGAAACAGUUAGUCUUUGAUGUUGAGCAAGCUUCUCAUUCUCUUUGUUCCCGAAGUGAUCGUUACUUAUUUCUUUCCACUAAAAAUGAGAAGAUAGCUGAGGCACAAGCAGCAUAUAUUUUCUGGCAGCAGCGCGCUAAACUCAAGUGGGACGCGUUAGGAGAUUCUCACUCCCGUCUUCUGUUUUCCUCAGUCCAGUCUCGAAAGCGUCGGAAUAAGAUCUUAGGGCUUAGGGACUCUUCUGGUUGUUGGCAUAGUGACAAUGCGACUAUAGCCUCCAUCACUCUAGACUUUUAUAAAGAUCUUUACUCUCCUUCUAAGACUUCUCCUACUUUUGAUUCAGAUUGGUAG
This is a messenger RNA of Chenopodium quinoa (quinoa), 1149 nucleotides long. RefSeq lists its product as uncharacterized. The record is from RefSeq and is a predicted model, not a curated record. Bases 1 to 1149 code for a protein of 382 amino acids. The transcript has a single exon. Lineage: Eukaryota; Viridiplantae; Streptophyta; Magnoliopsida; Caryophyllales; Amaranthaceae.